AUGCAAACUCCAACAAACAAGAACGAUUCCGUGAUGAACACCGUCCAACGAGGCGGUGGUUCUCGUAUUCUGACUGUCUUAGACUGGGAUGAUACGAUUUUACCCACGAAGGAUAUCAUCAAACAUGAUGGGGAGAUGGAGCUCCCUCAGCGGUUCAUCAGUAUUGCGGCAUCAGUGUUGGAGCUUCUAUUGGAGUUGUCAGCCGAUGACGGCUUGAUAAUACUAAGUUCUAGCACUGAAGGAUGGGUUCAGCAGAGCUGUGCUACUUUUGCUCCCGAGUUGGAACCCCUCCUCGAGCGGGCUCGAAUUGUUCACACCCCGAAGACGACUCGUCAAUUGGGUUUCAAACAAAAGUGUCCGACGGUUGUUCAACUUGCCAACAAGUUCUGUCAGGCCGGUUUCGCCUCGAACGAUAGCCACUUGGAGAUGCUAUUGAUUGGUAAUAUGCCGGGUGAUGUGGAACCAGCAAAAGCUCUCCGAGUGCUGUACCCUUGUGUGCCCGUUAAGACCUGCUUGUUGAAGGAAGUUCCAAGUGUGAUCGACCUGGAGCGCCAAUUGAGUUAUCUCCUGCACUCAUUGACGCCGUUGGUGGAUGACCUCAGUGGAGUAGACGAUUACUCUAUCGCCCAAGCCUGCGAAAUCGCUGAGAUAGAUGAGUAUUCGAAGCUCUGUGCGAGAAGAAGGACCAUCUUGAGGGGAGCGACUGUAGCUGGAAAGGUUAAUGCUAAAUCUGAUAUCCCCAAGCCGGAACACGACAAACCACUGAAACAUGGCGCAAUGGCUCAGCUACGACGAUAUAGAGAGAGGGAGAUGGCCAAGUUCAGAGAGGCAGAGGCCAGGAAUGAGUCUUUGAAUAGGAUGCUUAAAGAUCAGAUCAUAAUAGGGGGCCACACUAAGAGCGAUAAGAGGGUUGACAUGAGGAGGUGGAAGAGAGAGCAAGAGGAGAUGGCUAGGGAGAGAGCAGCGGAUGCCGAGUAUUUGGCGAAGGCCACACAUGUUGAGACGAAGAAAACGAUGAUGGCGAUGGAACAAGCGGCAGCAGAUGAGCUGGAAGCAAGGAAGGCCAGGGCGGUGAGAGAGGAUCAGUUGAGGAGGCGGAUAUGUGAGGAGAGUGAUGAACUGAGGCAGUUGAAGGAUAGGAUAGAGCAGGCUAAGGUUAAUCGAGAGAGAGCAGUACAGCUACUUGACAUGGAGUAUAGGACACAGGAGCAGCGGAGGGAGGAGGAAUUGUUGGAAACUCAGCUCGAAAUGGAACGAUUAAGAGAUUUGGAGGAGGAGAAGUUGAAGGAGCUUACAGUGCACGAGAGGAUGCAGCACACUAAGAGUCUGCAGCAACGGCAGAUUGCCGAGAAAGAACAGCAGAGGGAUAUUGCAAUGUUGGAGCAUGAAAGAGAGAAGGCGAGAGUGGAUGCGGUGUUCUCUUGCUUGACCAUGCCAACUGCUUGCCACGUACCAAGUCAGAAGGAGAAAUAUGAGACUUAUGUUUCAUCAGAGCUCAACGGCAUAGAGAGGGAUCUCAAAGAAUGGUUUUUAACUCGUCGAUUCCGCAUGGAGCGAGCAUUGGCUAUUAAGAAGGAGUUGGAUGAUCAUAACUUUACUGGUCUCAGCAAUAACACUCCGGAUGACAUUCCUGUUCGAGAGAAGGUGAUGUGGUCCGAUAUAGUAACAGGCCGCCCGGCACUGGGAGGAGAUGAGAUGUCCGUAGAUGCUAAACAGCGCAAGGCUGAUCUCUAUACGAAGAUGUUCGACAACGCUACUGAUAGUGAUCAUAAGUGCCGCCCAGCUGGUAUGUCCUUUUUCCGAUGUCUUUCGAAUAAUUUCGCCUCCCCUACGGUGGAUACACAGUGUAACGCUGAGUUCAAGGCAUUCGAGCAGUGUAGAGAGAGUAUUGUGAAGGAGCAAGCUGAUGCUACUAAUAGAGCUUUGUUGGCGCAAGAUAUAUCAGAUAGGAGGGCGAGGGCUUUGUUCGAGCGCCGUAUGGUGCUGUUGGAUAGUCUUAAGGCAGCGCAAGAGAAGGCGUGA
Molecule: messenger RNA, 2022 nt
Organism: Perkinsus marinus ATCC 50983
Lineage: Eukaryota; Perkinsozoa; Perkinsida; Perkinsidae
Product: myosin heavy chain, putative
Exons: 19
Coding region: 1-2022 (673 amino acids)
Source: RefSeq, a predicted model, not a curated record